This is a messenger RNA of Myiozetetes cayanensis, 2171 nucleotides long. It is a transcript of the gene IL17REL, whose product is annotated as interleukin 17 receptor E like. The record is from RefSeq and is a predicted model, not a curated record. The transcript is spliced from 17 exons. Lineage: Eukaryota; Metazoa; Chordata; Aves; Passeriformes; Tyrannidae. The coding region runs from base 19 to 1449 and encodes 476 amino acids. Gene Ontology annotation, molecular function: interleukin-17 receptor activity.
CUGAGGUUUCAAUUUAAGAUGAUCAGUAUUUAUGUUCAGAUUCUUCUAAUAAUUCUGUUUUGGAGUGCUGAUUCUCACAUUAUUCCCAGGAUUGAAGAAUGUGGACUUUCAUGUUCCCAGGGGAUUCAUUGUAAAAGCAAACCUUCCGGUGACAUUUUUAACAGCUUCUGCCGUGAUGCUCCUGCAUCUUUAUCUUCUACAGUACUGAAAAGCAUGAAGAUAUCAACAGUGAUGAAAUGUGUCCAAGGAAGCCCAUGCUCUCUUCAUUUAAACAUUAAAGGAACUCUGAGUCUGGAUGAGAAUAUCCGUGGGCUGGAAAUAUGUUCUCUAUCACUGGACACACAACAGUCUCAGUGCACAAAUGUGAGAUUCACUAGGAAAAAAAGCAAAAUGCUUAAUGGAAAGAAGGUACAGGUACAAUUCAAUUGUAUUGAAGUCAAUGUAGCACAACACAUCUAUGUGACCAUGAAAACAGUACCAAAUUACUGUGAAGUCAAGCUGAGUCAGGAAUACUACGUUGAAGAUUGCAGAAACAGUGAUGUGGGAAAACAUAUUCCAGCUUGUUUGGCUGGAAAGUUUGAUUAUAAUGUAGACAGGGCAAGGAAACUUAUAACAGUGAAUGUAUCCAACUUUCCCCGAGAUGAAGAUUAUUACGUUCGCCUGUGCCACAAAUGGUUUACCUGUGAAGAUGCAGGGGCAUUUGCUGUGAUAAAAGGAAAGGAAUCUUUUAAAUCAGUUUCUCUGAAAUAUUCUCAGCUACUCCCUUGUCUUUGCAUUGAGGGUUGGCUGGCAGUUCCAGAUGCAAGGAGGAUACAACUUUGCCCCUUUGAAAAUGAUACAAAGACGCUAUGGGAUAAUAUUGUUUAUAACCCAUCGACACAAACCCUAGCUUGGGAGCCAGCCUGUCCUGUGCUUGUCACAGUUAAUCUAUGCAGAUUCACGAAGUCGAACCACAACUGUGAAGACAUAGAAAACUCUUCCAAAAAUUCUACCGAGAAAGUUAAAUAUUCUCGUGUGGACACUCACCCAAGACUUUGCAUGAAGUUUACAACCAAACGAGGAUCUUGGAUUAAAUGUCCAUUUGCUCAUGGAGAAUUUCCAGCUUGGAAAAUGAGAACUGCUGCAGUUGCAGAGCAAAUACAAGUUUUCUUCACAUCCCAAACCAAAGCACAGUUCUCAGUGCUUGUGUGUAACAGGACGCAGAUGGCCUCAUGUGAAUCUCUUGGGAUGCACCAUUCAAUCUCUGUGGGAGAUUCUGUAUCAAUCACUAUGCCACAGGAAAUGUGUGGGUCAACAAUUUGUAUUCAGGGCUGGAGAACAGAUGUAGAUUAUUCAGUGCCACUGCAAAUCUGUGAUACCUACUGUGGUUUUCACAAUCAGUCGUAUGGUGAUGGAAAUCCAGCAAAGGCCAUGACACACAGGAUGAAGAGUGUGCAGUCCUUGCACUGAAUUUAACAACAGGUUUUCAAGGUCCUCAGUAUCUUCUCAACAUCAAGUUGUAUUUUGAUGCAACUUGCAAAUCUUGUCUAACUGGUCAUCUCUCAUGUUAGCAGUUUCUGCUAUUUACUGUGAGAUUAUUCUCAUGAGUGAAGAAUUUAACAAGUUGAGCCUAUCCUAAGAUGACCAGAAGAAGUUAGAUUACGAUUCCCUAUUUCCCAGUAUUACAAAACAAAGAAUGUCUUAGAUCACUUAGAGAAUCAAGUUUAUAUUUCCCAUCUAAAGUAGUACGUUAUAUAAAAUAUGCUAUAAAUAAGUACUUUCAUAGGACUUUGAGUACCUACAGAACAAGUAUUCCAGAUUUUCUUAUUUGUUACCUUCAUUUUUUAACCAUAUGCAAAAGUUUUUGAGAAAUGAAGAAUGGAGGAAGUUUUCUCAGCUUUGUUACAUUAUUGUUCUUUGUAAUUGCCUUUGUUUUCUGAUGCCAUUUUGAUGACUUCACCAUGACAGACUAUAUUCCUUAAAUAUAUGUAAGAACUGUUUUCUGUGCCUGUAUUUGUGUUUGACAUGGAGAUAACUUUCCUCUUUGUCUGAGAUGGUACAUGUCUUUGGUUUGAUAGUUAUUUAAAAUUGUCUUGUGGAAAUCUAGCCUAGGAAGAAACAGUUGAAUGGAAAGAACUAGAAUAUUUUUCUCCCAUUAUAUGAGUAUUUAUAUUCAAUUGUUCAGAAUAAUA